Molecule: messenger RNA, 1931 nt
Organism: Xyrichtys novacula (pearly razorfish)
Lineage: Eukaryota; Metazoa; Chordata; Actinopteri; Labriformes; Labridae
Source: the annotation of a GenBank genome assembly
AGGCUUUUCAGUUCCUGUGGUGGAGUUUGUAGUCCAAGGUAAGCAUGGCGGCUGCAACAACACCAGCGGACCCUGAGCGGAGACCCCAAACAUCCGCAACAGGACCUGUGCCGUUUGACUUCUCUCAGCCUCCAAUCAUCGAAGGCUUCAGCCCUCUGCCGAAAAUCAAGGAUGAGACAUUUAAGGAGAAAUUCAUGAGAAAAACCAAGGAGAAUCCGUUCGUCCCUAUAGGUGAGUUACACAAGCAUCAACCUCUGCAUUAACAAAGUGAAAGAUCCCAGCACCCGGAACAGCACUGCAUGUUCUGACUCUAUUUAGGUGGAAAACUAGUGAUAUUUUAUCUAUAUGAAGAACUUUACCAGUUGUUCACACUACUUACUUUUUCUAAAGUGAAAAGAGUAGUCGAGGAUAUUGAUUACGAAAGCAUACAGCCUACAAGUUAAAGUUCUCAUACACAAGCUUGCGGUUGUUAUUCCCUGAUCAAGAGUAAACUCAUGAUUGAAACUCGUAAAUGGAUCACUUUAUUGUAUUUCUAGUCUUGUGUUUUUGUUUUGUUCUCAUCAGAAGUGUCCUUAUUCGUUUGCACGGUUUCAGUCUUUCUUUUCCCCACUGUUUGACAAUGCUCACUGGGUUUUGAAAAACACUUGUACCUGAAAUUUCAACUGAAACGCAUUAUAAAACAUGGAGGAAAAUGGGGAUAGAAAAGGCUCCACCUUCACACGUACCUGUUUUUUUUUCUGCCUUUCAAAAAUGCUGACAGGCAAAUUUGUAAAAAGACACAUUGUGUUGUCUAUAGGCCUGUAUUAAUGGAAAUAGCAUGUGAUGAUCUGUAAAGUGUGAUAAUAAAAGUGAAGAGUGUAUUCUAGCUUUAAUUCAGGUUUACUUCCAUAAAUUUGACCAAGUGCCAAAAACCUGUAGCCUACAUAUAUCUAUCUUACAGAGAACUUCCAGUUUCAGAGAUAAGCCUGUAAGGCAGCAAAGCCAGCUUGUUUGUGAAUCCUGUACUUCUUUUCUGGCAAAAAUCAGUGUUCUGUUAUGCUACAUCAAGUGAUUUCAGUUCCUAAGAGGAUCUUUUCCGUAGUAGCAUUGUUCUCUACAUGCAAAAGUAGUGACAUAAGAAAAAAGUCUUGUCCUGCUUCGUUGUAUCAAAGGUAUCACUGAAAUAAUUUUGCCUCUGAAAAUGUAUCAAAGUUCUUUUGGCAUCGUUUUCUAAAUCACAAAAACUUGAGUGUUGAUCUCCACACAGGAGCUUUAACCUGUUACCUGCUUUGUGCCAUUCAGGUUGUUUAGGAACAGCAGGAGCGUUGAUGUAUGGUCUCCGUGCCUUCCAUCAAGGGAAAACCAGACAGUCCCAGCUGCUGAUGAGGGGGCGUAUCUUUGCACAAGGCUUCACGGUAGUUGCUAUCAUUGUUGGAGUCUUUACCACAGCUGUGAAACCGAGGCAGUGAAGACUGACAGACCCCACACCUCUGCUGUUGCCUGAUAUGAGGAGGAAUCAGAGCAGAUCUGACCUGCACCAGGAUGGGUCUCUCUUAAUAUAUGAACUCUGACAUUUUUUUUUUGUUCAGAUACUUUGUUGAGGCCAACACUAUUUAUUGUUUUCAAAAGCUGUUUAUAGCAUAUGGAGGAUGAAUAAUUUGCUACAUCAAAGUAUAAAUUGCUUAUUACCUAAAUAAGCAAGCUUGACUUUACCUCUAUUAUACUAAAAUAGUUUUGAGGCAAAAUGCUGAGGAAAAUAUUUAAUAUGUAGCUUGCUCCAUGAUCUUCUGGAUGGUUUAAUUUCAAGUACCCCCACAUGUUUUCACUGAAAUUCAUGCAGCCACUGAAUGUGUUCUCUGGUUGAGGAACCAUAUUAAACUUACACUUUAAGUUCAACCUGGUCUACUGUGUGUAUUUGAGAAUAAUGAUAAUAAAAAAAACAACACUCACAA